This is a messenger RNA of Astyanax mexicanus (Mexican tetra), 2191 nucleotides long. It is a transcript of the gene ewsr1b, whose product is annotated as EWS RNA-binding protein 1b. The transcript is spliced from 16 exons. Bases 33 to 1817 code for a protein of 594 amino acids. Lineage: Eukaryota; Metazoa; Chordata; Actinopteri; Characiformes; Acestrorhamphidae. Gene Ontology annotation, molecular function: RNA binding; transcription coregulator activity. The record is from RefSeq and is a predicted model, not a curated record. Gene Ontology annotation, biological process: regulation of DNA-templated transcription. Gene Ontology annotation, cellular component: nucleus.
CUUGCUAUAUCUAAAGCGGGAAGAAAGGGCGCAUGCGCAGAUUGACGGAGCGAGACCCAGCCGCAGAAAGAGGGAGAGCGAUGGCGUCGGUUACAAAUUACAGUGGCUACAAUCAGGCCAGUGCCCAGCAAGCGUACAGCGCAUACGCUGCACAGCCUGCUGCUCAGGGAUACGGACAAACAGCACAGCAGGGAUACACUCAGGCGGACUACAGCUCCUACACCCAGCCGGCUGCUACGGAUUCUGCAUACGGCCAAACUGCUCCCGCGGCCGGCAGCUACGCCCAGCAGCAGUAUGGAGCCUCCUACGGGCAAUCUGCUACUCCAGCUGCGUAUGGAGCUCCCCAGGCUGGAAGUCAGGGCUACACCCAGUCUGCUCAGGGCUACGGGACUAGCGGUUAUGCUAGCUCUGCUGCGACCCCGGCUGCACAGGCCUCUUACGGCAGCCAGCCUGGUUACGGCUCUCAGCCGGCCUACUCCGGAUACAGCCAGCAGCCUGCUGCCUCCGCCGCUCAGAGUUACAGUGCUACCAGCCAGCCCGCGUACUCUCAGGCCGGCUAUUCUCAGCCUCAGGCCGGGUAUCAGAGCCAGCAGGCCGGAUAUGGAAGCCAGCAGCAGGCCGGAUAUGGAGCUUCUCAGCAGGCUUCAUCCACAGCCUAUCCCCAGCAGUCCAACGGGUCCUACAGUCAGCCUCAGCAUGGCCAGUACAGCCAGCCUGGAGCCCCACAGGGCUACGAUCAGUACAGUGGGUAUAGUCAGGGAGGUGUGAGCGGGGGGUAUCCCGGCUCUCAGCAGCCUCGCGGGGGUUACGGAGGCUCAGGGGACUCCUCAGGGCCGGGCCGGGACUCCUUUGAGAGGGGAGGCAUGCGUGGUGGGCCCCGGGGCCGUGGGCCGAUGGGCCGUGGAGGAAUGGGCAUGGCUGGGGACAGAGGUGGCUUCAGUAAGCCUGGUGGACACCGAGACGGGAUGGACCAUGAAAUGGGACACCAAGAGCAGGAUGACUCUGAGAACAGCACCAUCUACAUCACCGGACUCACCGAGAACGCAGCGCUGCCCGAAAUGGCAGAUUUCUUCAAACACACCGGACCCAUUCGGAUGAACCGUCGUUUAGGCCAACCUGCCAUCAACAUUUACACCGACAGGGACUCAGGGAAACCCAAGGGAGACGCCACCCUGUCCUACGAGGAGCCUCAGUUCGCCAGAGCCGCCGUGGAGUACUUCGAUGGUAAGGAGUUUCAGGGCCGGAGGCUGAAGGUGUCGAUGGCUCGCAGGAAGCCCAUGUCUGGAGGUAUGCGGGGAGGACCACCUAUGAGAGGAGGCCCUGAUCGUGGUGGGAUGAUGGGAAGAGGAGGUGAGCGUGGUGGAUUUCCUCCCCGUGGAGGCCCGAGAGGAGGCAUGGGGGGCUGGGGAGGAGGACCACCAGGAGCCAACAACGUGCAGAAGAGAGCUGGAGACUGGGAGUGCCCAAACCCCGGCUGUGGAAACCAGAACUUCUCCUGGAGGACGGAGUGUAACCAGUGCAAAGCUCCCAAACCAGAGGGCCUGGGACCCCCUGAAGGUGGUGAGCGUGGUCGUGGUGGGAUGGGCCGCGGCGGGCGUGGGAUGGACCGUGGGCACCCUGGCAUGGGUCCUGGAGGAAUGAGAGGAGGCUGGGGAGGAGACGGAGGUUUCAGAGGCAGAGGAGGGAUGGACCGGGGAGGAUUCAGAGGAGGCAGAGGAGGACCCCCUAUGGACCGCGGAGGCAGACGGGGAAUGGGCCCCCCAGGAAAGAUGGAUGGGAGGGAUCACCGUCAGGAGCGCAGGGAAAGACCCUACUGAGGCGUCGUCUUACCUGUGCGGAGAGAGCAGCCUGUGUAAAGGGGUGUACUUUUAAAAUGGUCUUUUUAAUUUACGUGUCCAUAUUUAUAUAUGGUUAGCAGAGCUUUUGACACAUUACCUUUAUUUGUUUUUGUUUAUUUUGCCUUUUUUUACAAUCCAGAUAUUUAGAAGUUUACUUUUAUUGUUGCUUUUAGUUAAGCAUAUGGUCCUGUUGCUUUUUCCACUUUAUUGCUUUUUGUUUUUGCUCGCACUGUACAAUUUCCCCAUAUCGUCAGUUUUUCUUCCAUUUUGUACUGGACGUUUUACUCCCGUUCCCCACCGUAUAACAGUGAACUACUCGAACAAUCUUUUUGAGAAUAAAAUUUUCAACUGGG